This is a messenger RNA of Ananas comosus (pineapple), 3956 nucleotides long. RefSeq names its product syndetin. Gene Ontology annotation, cellular component: EARP complex. The record is from RefSeq and is a predicted model, not a curated record. NCBI's taxonomy places the organism in Eukaryota, Viridiplantae, Streptophyta, Magnoliopsida, Poales, Bromeliaceae. Gene Ontology annotation, molecular function: SNARE binding. The transcript is spliced from 25 exons. Gene Ontology annotation, biological process: endocytic recycling; retrograde transport, endosome to Golgi. The coding region runs from base 248 to 3553 and encodes 1101 amino acids.
CGCUCCGCCUCAUUAUUAUUCGUCAUUAGUCAUUACUUUCCCUCUUCUAUUUUCCCAACACCCCGCCGAAGCCUUCACAAUCCCGACUCCCAGUCCCUCCCUCCUCCCCCGUCUCGAUCCGACCGCCGACCGACCACCCCAAAAAAAAAAAAAAAAAAAAAAAAAGGAAGAAAACCCUAACGCGCGGCGUGGGCGUGGGCGUCGGCGUCAGUGUGAUGGGAUUGCGGCGGGAUCGCGCGAGCUGAGGAUGCGGCGGGAGAGUGCCUUGUUUGAGACGCCGGGGCCCCUCCUCUUCCUCCCCUUGCUCCUCAUCCAGGGGGGCGGCAUGGAUCUCUCCAGGGUCGGCGAGAAGCUCCUCAGCUCCGUGCGCUCCGCCAGAUCCCUCGGCCUCCUCCCCUCUCCCUCCGAUCGCCCCGAGGUUCCGGCUCGGGCGGCGGCUGCUGCUGCUGUUGCUCGUGCUCUUGCCGGACUGCCUCCGCAUCAAAGAAUCAGCCUCCCGUCAAGUUCUGACGAGCUGGUUUCCAUUUACGGAAGCUACCCUCAAGAUCAAACUAUUGAGGAACUUGAGGAAGACUUCUACGAGGAGGUUUUUGAUCCAGUUAGGUACAUUCUGGAUAAUAUUCCGUCCGAAGAGGAUGAUGUUGCCUACCUCGAUAAGCAGUCUACUCUUAGAUUAGCACAGCUUGAUAAGAUCGCUGAACGGCUAUCACGCCAUGUUAUGGAGCACCACGAAGAAAUGGUGAAGGGGAUGCAAUUAGUGAUGGAGCUAGAACAAGAUCUGAAGGUUGCCAAUGUCAUCUGCAUGAAUGGAAGAAGACACAUAGCCUCGUCAAAGUAUGAGGUUUCGAGGGAUCUUGUUGUGAACACAAAAUCGAAAAAGAAACGAGCUUUACUGGACAUGCUUCCAAUUCUUACCGAACUUCGCCAUGCAUUAGACAUGCAGAUGGAACUCGAAUCUCUUGUUGAGAGCGGAAACUACUACCGUGCAUUUCAAUUAUUGCCUGAGUAUUUGCAAGUUUUGGAUAAUUAUUCAGAGCUAUCUGCUGUCCAAGAGAUGGGCCGUGGUGUAGAGGCAUGGCUAGUGAGGACAAUUCAAAAGCUGGAUUCACAUUUAUUAGGAGUUUGUCAGACAUUCAAGGAGGAAAGCUACAUAACCGCAGUUGAUGCAUAUGCAUUAAUGGGAGACAUUGGUGGUAUGGCUGAAAAGAUACAAAGUUUCUUUCUGCAAGAAGUACUCUCUCAGACACACCUCGUGCUGAAAGACAUGGUGCAAGAGGAAACUGGAAAUAGCUUGCAGAUAAACAGACUUACAUACAGUGACCUCUGUGUUCAAAUCCAUGAAUCCAAAUUCCGGCAGUGUUUGUUGAAAACCUUAGAGGCAUUAUUUAAGCUGAUGUGCUCAUAUUAUUCUAUAAUGAGUUUUCAGCCAGAAGAAAUGGAUUUUGAGUCCGAGACAUCAAAUACUGAGCUGAAGCAAAAUACUGUAUCUCAUAAUUCAGAAGGAACUUUAGUUGGUUCAGGUGCAGGGGUUUUUAGCGAUUCGGGCGUGCAAAAUGGAUUUAUUUGUGAAUCGGUGGUCACCAAUGACAAAUUUGAUGAGUCAAGUAGUAAGGGAAUAACACCUCUAAAGUCUUCUUCAUUACAUACUGAAGCAAGUGCUUUUAACACUAUGGAAUCAAGCAGUGAUUCUCCGUUUUAUCAGUUGAGAAAAGAGGCCACUGCAUUUGUUGCACACGCGCUCGAAAGAGGUCGAAGAAAUCUUUGGCAACUCAGUACUAGUCGUGUAACUGUUUUGCUGUCUUGUUCUGCUGUUUGCUCAACUAGUACUCACCAGUUUUUAAGAAACUGUGAAGACCUCAAUAUAUUUAUUUUGGCUGGCGAAGCAUUUUGUGGAGUGGAAGCUGUUGAGUUCAGGCAGAAGUUGAAAAUCGUUUGCGAGAACUAUAUAGUGACUUUUCACCGUCAAAAUGUAUAUGCUCUCAAGAUGGUCCUGGAAAAGGAAUCUUGGGUGAAAAUGUCAGCUGAGGCACCUCAAGUAAUCAGUUUGGCUGGCCUCACUGGUGAUGGUGCUCCAUUAGUUGUUUCUUCUCUUGGUAGUACAUCUGCCAUGUCGCCUAGCUAUAGGAGAAAUUAUGACGAUAGUGGAAAGCGGAAGAAUGGGUUUGCAUAUUGGCUUAAGACUGAAAACCCUUUCUCUUCAAAGCUGGAAUAUGGCUUGAAGGAAUCGCCAAAGGGUCGCCUAUCAGUCAAUGGGUCGGAUGGCCCAAUAUUAGAUGGUGGCAUGCAAAAUAAUAGGACACCUGAACAAGUUCAUUCCCCUAAUCGUGGAUAUGGAAGUAGUUCUAUUUUGGAAGAUGAAAAUGAAGAUCUUCUUGCUGAUUUCAUUGAUGAAGAUAGUCAGUUGCCCAGUAGAAUAUCAAAACCCAGAGUUGUGAGAAGCAAUUCUGCACAUUGGAAUGAUGAAGAGAUUUCAGCCCAGACAGGGUCUUCACUUUGUCUAUUAAGGUUGAUGGACAAAUAUGCUAGGCUGAUGCAGAAAUUGGAUAUCGUCAAUGUUGAGCUUUUCAAGGGCAUCUACCAGCUAUUUGGCAUAUUUUAUCACUACAUCUUUGAGACAUUUGGGCAGCACGACAGAAACCAGAAUGGCAAGUACUUAUCAGAUAAUUUAUCCUAUCGGUUGAAAACUGCUUUGUCAAAAAUUACGCAAGAUUGUGAUCAAUGGAUCAGACCUCAAAGUGCGUCUUCUUUAAUCUCAUCACCUUUGUCGCUGAAUUCAACUUUAACUCAAAUGGAUAUAAUGCCUACUGUGCCACCCAGCACAUUAUUCAGCCAUGUGCCGAAUACCUCGUUUGGUUUAAAGGAAAGAUGUGCAGCGACUGAAACAAUAUCGUUAGUUUCGCGAGUAUUGAAUAGAUCUAAACCUCACCUACAGUCAAUGUUGUCACAAAAUAAUUCUGCCAUACUUGAAGAUUUCUUCCGAAAUUUGGUGGAUUCUGUUCCAGAUCUGAUUGAGCAUAUUAAUAGGACAAGUGCACGUGCUCUACUACAUAUCAAUGGGUAUGCAGAUAAGAUUGCCGGUGCCAAAUGGGAGGUGAAAGAGCUUGGCUUGGAACACAAUGGAUAUGUUGACUUACUGUUGGGAGAAUUCAAGCAUUACAAAACAAGGUUGGUUCACGGGGGAAUCCCUAAUGAGGUUCAAGACCUCCUUCUGGAAUAUGGACUUGAAAAUAUUGCGGAAGUCCUUAUAGAAGGCCUAUCACGAGUAAAGAGAUGCACCGAUGAAGGACGAGUAUUAAUGUCGCUGGACCUUCAGGUGCUAAUUAAUGGGCUGCAGCAUUUUGUCUCCGUGAAUGUGAAGCCAAAGCUGCAAAUUGUCGAAACCUUCAUCAAGGCCUACUAUCUCCCAGAGACCGAAUAUGUUCACUGGGCACGCGCUCAUCCUGAGUACACUAAGAGCCAAAUCGUUGGGCUAGUAAACCUGGUAGCAAAUAUGAAAGGGUGGAAAAGGAAGACGAGGUUGGAAGUUCUGGAGAGGAUUGAAACGGGAUCGUAGAUGACGGCCUGCAAUUUUCCUCUUUUUUCCUUUUUUUCCCCCUUGCGGCAUGUAGAGUUGUAAUUUCAUUCUUUUGCACUUCUUUUUCUGCUGUAUUAUAGUUACGUAUAGUCCCUGUCCCUUUCAUCCGGGUUGUAUAUCUCUUUGGACUGCUAACAUUGUAUCAUAUCAUCUAGGAAGAACCAGGUUUAUCCGAAAUGGAUCGACUCAGAUGAUAAUAUAGAUAACUUGUUCCCUGUGAAGCGGGGGAGAUGCUCGAGCGAGAGAUCGUAUCGAAAUAGAUGGAAAAGAAGAAAAGUGAAUUGAGAUGUAAUUGAAUAAACUACCGGCGAAGUGUCUACACUUCCAAUUUGAUAUGAGAAUGUGAGGUACUGUUGCCUGCUUCUGCUUCUGGUUGGAGACA